Linum tenue is the source of this 1583-nucleotide messenger RNA. NCBI's taxonomy places the organism in Eukaryota, Viridiplantae, Streptophyta, Magnoliopsida, Malpighiales, Linaceae. The record is from the annotation of a GenBank genome assembly.
AGCUGACUUUCAUCGACGGCCAGCUACCGAGUAGCGAUAACCACUUAAAUUAGGGAGCGGGACAAGAGAAACAAACAAACGAGGGAAACUUUUGCACAGACAAUGAGCGAUGUGUUGGUGGCGAUGCCCGCCAACGGCGGCGGGCGCGUCUGCGGGAAGGGUUCAGAGCUCAACCGCCGGUCCCAUGCUUCACUAUCCAGAUGCUCUUCUUCCUUUCGAUUCCCCAGCCUAAUGCCGCGGCGGAACAUUGGGAGGAAGUUCGGCCACCAGUCAAGCGGCGGAGGCUGGGGCGGCUUGGCCGUGCGAGCUUCGGGGAAUCCAGGGGAGUAUUAUCCUUCUCCCCCAGUUCCUCCGCUGCAAUUCGAAUCCCCGGUGGGCCAGUUCCUGGGGCAGAUUUUGCAGUCGCAUCCGCAUUUGUUGCCCGCGGCAAUCGACCAGCAACUCGAGAAUCUUCAGACCGAUAGAGAGGCUCAGGACGGAGAUGCUCCUUCUGCUCAGGAUCCACUCUACAAGAGAAUUGCCGAGGUUCGUGAAACUGAAAGGCGGAAGGCACUAGAAGAGAUCAUAUACUCUCUGAUUGUUCAAAAGUUUCUCGACAACGGCAUCACGAUGAUACCGAAAAUAACAUCCACCUCCGAUCCUGCCGGACGGGUAGACUUCUGGCCUAACCAAGAGCAGAAACUGGAGUCUGUUCACUCUGCUGAAGCCUUCGAGAUGAUACUAAGCCACCUGUCUCUCGUAUUAGGAGAUCGAUCAGUGGGACCCCUUGAUACCAUCAUCCAGAUCAGCAAAAUCAAACUAGGAAAGCUCUAUGCAGCUUCAAUAAUGUACGGAUACUUCCUGAGACGAGUUGACCAGAGGUUCCAGCUUGAGAGAACAAUGAACACCCUUCCCAAAGGCUACGACGAGAAUCGAGCUAGAUACGAGGAACUCAAAUCCUCGACAAAGGGGCUGUGGGACCCAGAUUCCCUAAUAACUAUGAUGCCAGAUGAUGGCGGUGAUAAUGAAGAUGAUGAUGAUGGAAGGUCGUACAGACUGAGGUCAUAUGUGAUGUACUUGGAUGCAGAGACCCUCCAGAGAUACGCGACCAUGAGAUCUAAAGAGGCGGUUUCGUUGAUCGAGAAGCAGACUCAAGCGCUGUUUGGUAGGCCGGACAUAAGGAUCUCGGAGGAUGGUUCACUAGACGCGAGCAAUGAUGAAGUGGUCUCGGUGACCUUCUCCGGGUUGACAAUGCUGGUCUUGGAAGCAGUAGCAUUCGGGUCUUUCUUAUGGGAUGCUGAGAGCUAUGUCGAAUCCAAGUACCAGUUCCUGAAUGGCUGAAAGUUCCCUUCUUUUUCUUCAUAUCUGGACUUGUUAUGGUAGCUGUGUUGUAGGCUGUAUAAAUCAGGAAUUUUGUUUCACAUUGUAAACUGAGAGAUGUUGUAUUCUUGUUUGGGGAUGAAAGAACUGAUAACAGCUCUGUAGGUUGUACAAGCAGGGUCAAAGAAAAAAGGACAAUAUAUCAUUGCUUCCAGUUGUUUGCAUUGCCAGUGACUUGUGUUAUCUAUCAUUCUAUCUAAGCUCCAUUGUAGUUCUGAUGUGGC